AUGACGUGUAAACCCCAAACUCUCAAGGUCUUGCAGUACAAUACACAGAAGUCGAGGGAGGUGAUGAGUGUCCUUCUCCCACGCAACGCGAUCGGUGACUACGACAUUCUUGAGAUCCAAGGGCCAUACCGAAACACCUUCCAGAACAUAUCCCACCACCCAGUGAAAGACCGGUUCCACCCGCCACACUUCGACAGCAGAGAUGCUAGGAUCCUCAACAACGUCGGCAAAAAGAUCGUCCAAGGCACGUGGAAAUCAGCUACUUCAGGAGUGACAUUUGUGUUCUCCACCUCAAUGUACCAAACGGCAGGCAUAUGCGCAUCUACAAUGUUUACAGCUGACCAAGUGGAGAACCCCACAUACAAUCAUUGA
This is a messenger RNA of Fonsecaea erecta, 372 nucleotides long. RefSeq lists its product as hypothetical. The record is from RefSeq and is a predicted model, not a curated record. Bases 1 to 372 code for a protein of 123 amino acids. The transcript has a single exon. NCBI's taxonomy places the organism in Eukaryota, Fungi, Ascomycota, Eurotiomycetes, Chaetothyriales, Herpotrichiellaceae.